Messenger RNA from Chlorella variabilis, 3001 nucleotides. RefSeq lists its product as hypothetical. Gene Ontology annotation, molecular function: SNARE binding; zinc ion binding. The record is from RefSeq and is a predicted model, not a curated record. Gene Ontology annotation, biological process: intracellular protein transport; COPII-coated vesicle cargo loading; endoplasmic reticulum to Golgi vesicle-mediated transport. NCBI's taxonomy places the organism in Eukaryota, Viridiplantae, Chlorophyta, Trebouxiophyceae, Chlorellales, Chlorellaceae. Gene Ontology annotation, cellular component: COPII vesicle coat; endoplasmic reticulum exit site. The transcript has 13 exons. The coding region runs from base 1 to 2841 and encodes 946 amino acids.
AUGGGCAGCACCCGCCUGGCAUGCCAGUUGGCGGCCCUGGUGGCCUGCGCCCUCCAGGGCCUGGUGGCAUGCUCCAGCCCCAGCCAGCGGUUGUGCCAGCAGCAGCACCACCAGAUGUCUUCGCCGAGCCCCACCAAGCGCGGCGCCCCGCAGCCGCCAGUUGGCGGCUUUGGCGGCCUGCCGGGGCAGCCAAUGAUGCAGCAGCAGCCGGGCCUGCGGCCGCCCAUGCCCCCUAUGGGCGGUAUGCCGCGGCCGAGUGGACCGCCGCUCCAGCCACCAGGCAUGCGCGGCAUGGUGCCGCCACCGCAGCAGCCGGGCAUGGCGCAUCCUCCAAUGCCGGGCAUGCUGCCGCAGCUGGGCAUGCAGCACCCGCAGCAUCCGGGCAUGCCGCCGUCUCCCGGGGCCGCUGCCGGCAUGCACCCUCGGCCGCCUAUGCCGGGCAUGAUGCCAUCGCCCACCUCGGCGUCCGCCACCAAGAUUGACCCGGCACAGAUACCUCGGCCCAUGCCCUUUGCCAUCCCAACCCAGGUGUUUGAGACGCGGCGUGAGGGCACGCACGCCAUCCCGCCCGCUGCCGACGCGCCCAUUGUGGUGCGCGACCGCGGGUCGGCAGGGCCCCGCUUCAUGCGCUCCAACCUCAACAUGGUGCCCCAGACCUCUGACAUCCUGCGGGGCGCCAGCCUGCCCUUUGUGGCCAUCAUCUGCCCACUGGCGCUGCAGGACCCCGGGGACGAGCCGGUGGAGGUCAUCGACUGCACCGCCAGCGGCCCCUUCCGCUGCAGCUCCUGCAAGGCAUACAUCAACCCAUACAUGCGCUGGGUGGAGGGCGGGCGCUCCAUGGAGUGCUGCUUCUGCGGUGGCCUCACAGACGUGCCUCCAGACUACCAGUGCCACACGGGGCCCGACGGCGAGCGGCGCGACAAGUAUGAGCGGCCGGAGCUGUGCAAGGGGAGCAUCGAGAUGAGUGUGAGCGGGGAGUACCAGGUGCGCCCGCCCAUGCGCCCCACCCACUUCUUCCUCAUCGACGUCUCCCAGCCCGCCGUCUCCUCGGGAGCCACCGCCGCCGUCUGCUCCUCCGUGGCCAAGAUCCUGGAUGAGCUGCCGGGAGGGGAGCGCACGCAGGUGUGCGUGGCCACCUUUGACUCCACCAUCCACUUCUACUCGCUGCGCCCCGGCCAGGCCCAGCCCCACAUGCUGGUGGUCCCAGACAUCACAGACGUGUACUGCCCCCUGGCUGGGAACGUGGUGGUCAACCUGAGCCAGUCCAAAGGCCUGGUGGUGUCCCUGCUGGAGUCUAUCCCCAAGAUGUUUGCGGCCAGCCAGGUGCAGGAGACGUGCGGCGGCGCCGCGCUGCGCUCCGCUGUGGAGGCGCUCAAGGGCGGCGAGGGCGGCCGCCUGCACGCCUUCCUCUGCUCCCUGCCGCGGCGCGGCGCCAUGCACCUGCGCCUGCGCGACAUCGGGCGCCCACCCACCGACCGCGACACGCUGGACUCGAUGCUGCCGGAAAGCAAGGAGUAUGCGGCGCUGGCGGCGGAUGCCGCGGAGCACCAGGUGUCUGUGGACCUCUUCCUGCUGGCCCAGGGGUAUGUGGAUGUGGCCACGCUGGGCGUGCUGUCGGCCCACACCGCCGGCUCCCUACACCACUGGGCCCCCUGGACGCCAGCGCUGGAUGCCGACGAAUUCUUCAACGACCUGCGCUGGGCGGUGGUGCGCCCGCAGGUGCCCUCCUCCCCCGAGGUGCAGGGCCUGGAGGCGGUGGGUCGGCUGCGCGUGUCGCGGGGGCUGGCGGUUGAGAAGUACAUCGGCGCCUUCUACCGCCGCGUGGACACAGACCUCAACUUCCCCGCCCUGUCCUGCGACCACAGCGUGGCCGCCAAGCUGGUGUACGAGGAGAAGCUGCCCGAGCGUGGGGAGGCGUUACCGCAGUUUGCGCUGCUGUACACCCACCAGGCCGGGGAGCGGGCGGUGCGGGUGCACACCCUGGCGCUGCCCAUCACGGCUUCGCUGGGCCCCGCCUUCAGGGGGGCGGGCCCGGGUGCCUUCAUUUUGUAUGUGGCGGGCAAGGUGGCCUCGCAAGUGAAGAGGGGGGGCAAGAAGCUCUGGGGGCCUCUAGUUUGGCGCGGGGUGCCCGGCCACGCGCUGGGCGCGUGCAAGGAGGCCAUCAACAAGGCGGCGGCGGAUGCGCUGCUGGCGUACCGCACCCACUGCGCCGCCGCCUCCUCCUCCGGCCAGCUCAUCCUGCCCGAGGCGCUCAAGCUGCUGCCCCUCUACACGCUGGCCCUCUCCAAGGCGCCCGUGUUCCGCACAGACGUGCGCCCCGACGUGCGCGCCGCCGCCAUGUGGCGCCUGCUCAGCCUGCCCGCCCACAAGGCGGUGCCGCUGGUGUACGCACGCAUGCUGCCGCUGCACACCCUGCUGGAGCGGCCAGAGAACGCGAUGCCUGUCCCCGACAAGCUGUGGCUCUCUGCCGAGAAGCUGGACCCUGAGGGCGUGUUCCUGCUGGAGAACGGGUUUGACGCCUUCAUCUACGCCGGCAAGAAUGUGGCGCCAGAUACGAUGAUGGCGCUGUUUGGCGUGCCCAGCCUGGAGGGCGGCGACCCGCAGCAGCCGCUGCUGCUGCCCACCCUGGACACGCCGCUGAGCAGGGCGGUGCGCAAGCUGCUGGACGAGGUGCGGCGGCAGCGCGCCUGCUACCUGCGCCUGCGCGUGGUGCGGCGGGGCGACCCGCUGGAGGGCGUGUUCUACUCGGCGCUGGUGGAGGACCGCAGCCCCGCAGCGGGCAUGAGCUAUGUGGAGUACCUCUGCUUCCUGCACCGCCAGAUCCAGAACAAGCUCAGCUAGGCCGCCUGCACCACCCUACAAAGCGGCGCGGCGGCUGCCGUGCCGCGCAGCAGCCGUCAGCCGUGACCCACUGACUCAUCAAUCUCCUCUCGUCGUCUCCGCUUUCCUUGCUGCCCCCCAUUUUGUUAGCAGUUUCUUUGUUUGUAAUUGAUGCACGCUU